UUCAAUGGUAUAAAUUCUCUGCCAAAAAGUAAAAUUGUCAGAUCACCACCAUCGUCUUUCGAAGUCGUCUGCUGUUCUGAUAGAAAAUAGUUCGCCACAAUGAAAUUCUACGCCAUUGCUCUUUUACUGGUUGUACUCUGUGUUGCCAACAGUGAAGCUUUCUGGAAAAAGAGAUGCAAGAAAUGUAAGUGGGGAUACGGCGGCGGUGGAGGUGGCGGAGGAGGAUAUGGGGGCGGCGGCGGUGGUGGCUAUGGUGGUGGUUACGGCGGUGGCUACGGCGGGGGAUAUGGCGGCGGUUACGGAGGCGGUGCUGGGGGCGGUUACGGAGGCGGAGCUGGGGGCGGCUACGGAGGCGGUUACGGUGGAGGCUAUGGGGGAGGUUAUGGUGGCGGAUACGGCGGUGGAUCUGGGGGCGGAUAUGGCGGGGGAUAUGGAGGUGGUCGUGGGCAUGGCUGGAAAAAGUACUAAACGCCCUGAUGAUUUGAAUAGGAAAAUAAUUAUUACAUAAUUAUUUCAAUGACCUACCGAUAUAACAAAACCGACCGUCCAAUCUUGUUCAUAUGUAGUAUUUCAAUAAACACAGUUAGCAUCCAGAAA
Messenger RNA from Ruditapes philippinarum (Manila clam), 597 nucleotides. RefSeq lists its product as uncharacterized. The record is from RefSeq and is a predicted model, not a curated record. The coding region runs from base 100 to 468 and encodes 122 amino acids. Lineage: Eukaryota; Metazoa; Mollusca; Bivalvia; Venerida; Veneridae. The transcript has 2 exons.